GCAAGUCCCUUUUCUUGCCAUCAUCUACGCCCGAAUUGGAAGGCAUUCAUACCGAAGGCGGCUUCUCAAAGUCUCGCAAAUAUUUCUCGCAAUAAUUGAAGUUAUAUCAAUAUCUAGACGCGUGGUCAUGUAGGUCAGGGGAGGCCUGGGUCUCCGACACGCCUUUAAGCUAAUGUGCAUCCCUUACUUACAAGGUCAGGCCUGGUUCAAAUGGUUAGCCAGACUCUAGUGUGGGAACGUGCCUCUUGAGAUUCUGACACAAUCUGAUUAUUGCUGUAGCUUUCCCCCCUUAAGGCGUGGCUGAUGACCUAGAGCAUUCUACCGAUGUUUAGUGUGGUCGGACCAAACUUGUAGACUGUGAUCCCCCGGAGAACACCACAGAAAACUUAUUUGAAGUUUACGUACAUUGAUGAUUGGCUUCAAUGAGAGGGCAGAACGUGAGAAGGGCCCGUGGUAGGCAUCGCUUCCGUGUCUCGCACUCCGCAGCCACUAGAAAGGCAACAUCUGAGCGGAGUCACUUUUUUUUAGCCCAACCCCGCCCAAGCUGAUACUAUGGAGCUCCGCAACCUCAUCAGAACCAAAUCGUGCAUGAUUGCCAUAGCGGAUUAUACCCGUAUAGCAGUCCUACAAUCAUAAGCUCAGAGCGGGAAUAAAAAGAUCACUUAGGGGAAGUCGACGCAAUGGCGCCUAAAACCGACAAGACGGAGGUGGUUGAGCUCUUGAAGACGCUCAUGAAUAUUGAGAGCACCAGCGAGAAGGAGCUUGAGAUAGGACAGUAUCUCGAGAAGUACAUACAGAGUCGCAGCUUCACGGCCGAGAGGAUCGCCAUUGUCCCAGGUUCUACACGACACAAUGUCUAUGCUUACCUAGGCCAAGAGCGGAAAGCCAGGCUCCUGGUGACGGCGCAUAUGGAUACCGUACCACCUCAUAUCCCCUUCAGCAUCGACGGGGAUGUAAUUCGCGGGCGUGGUGCCUGCGACGACCUAGGGCCGAUGGUGGCGCAAAUCUUCGCCGUGGAAGAGUUGCGCGCCGAAGGAAAGCUGAAGGAAGGAGAUGUGAGCUUUCUAUGGGUUGUGGGCGAAGAAAAGGGCGGUCCGGGAAUGAUCGCGGCAAAUGACAUGGGCCUCACUUGGGAAGCUGGUCUCUUCGCAGAGCCUACAGAGGGAAAAGUAGCGAAGGGGCAUAAGGGUAAUCUGGUGUUUGAAAUCGUCGCUCAUGGAAAAGCCUGCCAUUCUGGAUAUCCCCAUCUGGGUAAGAGCGCGACACUACUUCUCUUCGACGCGCUGAAUGACCUCAGAGCGGUUGAGUUGCCCGUUUCGGAUCUUCUGGGCCCGUCGACGCUGAACAUCGGCAAGAUCGAGGGCGGGGCUGGCUACAACAUCCUCGCGGCAGAGGCCAAGGCGCUCUGCAGCAUACGCGUUUCGAAAGAUGUCGAGGCGAUCAAGGAGGCCGUGCGGGCUGCGAUUGACAAGCAUCCUGACGUCGAUGUCGAUUUCAAGUUUCAGUAUCCUGAAAUGCUGCUUGAGUGGGAGUUUGAGGGGUUCGCGGCUGAGCCGAUGGCGUAUGGGACGGAUAUACCGAGACUGCGAGGCGACCAUAGAAAGGUGCUGUACGGGCCCGGCUCAAUUCAGGUUGCUCAUGGGACGGAUGAGUAUAUCCUUGUCAGCGAACUCAUGGAAUCUAUCGAAAAGAACAAGGUGCUCAUAUUAGAGCUCCUGAAAUAGUCACCUGGGUUAAUAAUACAUAUGCGUAAUCAGCGUGGUCAGUGUAUAAACAGGCAACAACCGAGCUUAUAUGAUUGAUUGUACACUCUUGUGACGCUGGAUAUUUGCUCAUCAAGACACAGACAGAGACAGGGAAAACUUGAAAAAAGACAAAAAAGGAGAAAAAUGAAAUCAAUUCGGAAGAAUAAAAAUUGUAAAAGAUUAUUAGCAAAAGGAACUCCGAAUCGGGGAAUCGAACCCCGGGCUUGACGGUUCUGCUGUCCGAAGAUUUGAGAGCGUCAAAUGUUAGCCACU
Messenger RNA from Xylaria bambusicola, 2018 nucleotides. RefSeq lists its product as uncharacterized. Lineage: Eukaryota; Fungi; Ascomycota; Sordariomycetes; Xylariales; Xylariaceae. Gene Ontology annotation, molecular function: hydrolase activity. Bases 681 to 1724 code for a protein of 347 amino acids. The record is from RefSeq and is a predicted model, not a curated record. The transcript is spliced from 2 exons.